This is a messenger RNA of Heterotrigona itama, 1849 nucleotides long. NCBI's taxonomy places the organism in Eukaryota, Metazoa, Arthropoda, Insecta, Hymenoptera, Apidae. The record is from the annotation of a GenBank genome assembly.
AUGUUUCGUUUGUUCGUUCGAAAUGCCUCUUCACAAAAAAAGAAAAUAAUAAUUUAAUAGGUAACAAUAAAAUCCUUGGUGCUGCAUGGUAAUAAAAAAUUGUGGCAAGAGAAAGUGAUACAAUUUUUUUCUUAUUUCCAGUGUGAAACUACGUCGCAACAAAAUGUCCAAGUUUAUGCUGUUCGUUUGCAUCGUUUUGCUGGCUACGACCGUCAUUACGGCUGCUCCAAACUCAUGCGGUAGACACGGUGACCCCUGCAUUUCCACCAGAGAAUGUUGCUCGAACAUGAGAUGUCACGUGUACGCGAAGAGGUGUCAGGUACAGAUCACCGAGGAGGACUUGUUACAAGCACGCGAGAAGAUCCUCGGUCGGAAAGGGAAGGAUUAUUAAGUAAUUAAGUGCUUCAACGAUAAAUAUAUACCGAUCAAAGUUUUAUCAAUUAAUCAGAUUGACUUUGAAAAAUAUCUGACAUGUGUCUCGAAGUUAAUAAAAUAAAUCACGCGUAAAAGCACAAUUCAGUUAUAUUGUUAUAUUUUCUUCACUUUUGAAAGUGCAGUCUUGUUUGGAUUAGUUAGUUAGUUAGUAAUGUUUCAAACUGUAGAAGCCACGGAAAAAGAAUGUUUAACAAAUUUUGGGAAAAAGAUUUUUAAAUCGUGAAGAAAUAUCUUUCAAUCAGUUUACAUUAGCGACCCCCUAUUUUGUAGUUAUGAAAGAGAGUUCCAAGAGUUUGGUUAAUAUUAACAUUUAUCUAGACUUUGUAAAUUUAUGAAAUUUUUUUCUUUCAUUCAUUAGAAAAUCCAAGAAAUUGUAAUUAUGAAUAUAAUAAAAAUAUUUCGUAUUAUGAUUGAACACAAAGUUCAGAAAAUAAGGUCUUACAGUGAUUUGCGAAAGCAUUCGAACACAUAUGCAUAUGUGUUAUAUUCGUUAUGUAAAACGUUUUAAAAUUUCAUUAACAUUAUUUUGAUUACACUGAUAAAAUUCAAGACCAAUCUAAGAAUCUAUAAAUAAAUUACAAGGCACUAGUUACGAUUUCUGCAAAACAUGUGUAUAAAAUCUUGUAUUCUUGUAUAUCUUGUAAUUUCUAUAUAUAUUUUUAAUUUCAUUAUAUUUUAAUUUUCAUACAUAUUCUCAGAUUUAUUUGACCAAUGUAACCAUUACAGUUGAAUCUCACUACAAUGUUAAUAGAUAUGUUGUGUAUUACACACAACAUAUACAGAUAAAAAACUUCUUACAACAUCUGCCUUUAAAAAAUCAGUGUUUGUUUUUUAAUUUCGACAUCUACGUUCGAUCGAAUAUCUAACAAGUGAGUAAACGCGAGCCAACUCCGCGACACUCGUACCACAGCGUAUUAUAAUUUCCAUUCGGCGGAGAGGUCACGAUUAUUAAGCUGACGAUUAUUAUUAUCAGCUCGUACGAGAUUAUUGCGUUCCGUUUUUGAGGCGAGAUCGCCGUACGCACGAUAAUAUCCCCGUGGCCGAUGCUUGCCCGACGUUAUGAAAUGAAAUUCCGUCGAUUCCACGCGAAAUCGUUCGAACAACAACCGCGCGACUACUUGGAAGAUAAACAUUUUAGAAAAUUAUACGCGAUCAAGCAUGUAAUUGCACGGUGGCCGCUGGAAAAUUAAGCCGCGCGCGGCUUUCGAUUGCGUUACAUGCUAUAUUGCUCGAUCGCGUGUGUGUCGCGUCGCGUUUCGAGUUUGCUAUCGCCUUUAAAUUCGCUAUGUUCGACAACAUUAUCAUUGUUCGUUGAAAACAUGCAGUAAGGUUAGAUCUAAGCUUCAACAUUUCGAAAUAGUAUACGGAACUUCAUAUAUCACGAAUAUUUUGAUUUCAAAAUGCAAAAUUUCAG